AUGUUAAUUUUUAUUUUAUCUGAGUUAAUUAUCCUGCCGCCCACUUGUAGUAACAAUGAAGCAAAUGUUCCAAUUAAUCUUUUUAGUUUCUUUUUUUUAAUUGGAAUAUUUAUAUUCUCCAACCAGGUAUAUUUACGUCCGGAUGGCUUGAUAGGUCCCGUUGUUAAGGGCUAUCUUCUUCUUCAACCAGAUAUUUCUUUGCGCAAUCAGGCUCCGACUUUGUUGUUUCUCCACGGAAACGCUGGAAAUAUUGGUCAUCGAUUGACUUUUUGUCGAAUACUCUUUGAAACUGUCAAGUGCAACAUGUUAAUAAUUGAUUAUCGUGGCUAUGGUAAAAGUACAGGUGAGCCAAGUGAAGCAGGUCUAUACAGAGACGCUCGUGCCGGGCUCAACUUUCUUACCUCACGCAAUGAUCUCGAUCCUUACAAGAUAUUUGCUUUUGGCCGAUCUCUCGGUGGCGCCGUGGCUAUUCAUCUAGCUACAGACGUCGCAACCCGUGGUCGCCUCAAAGGUUUAAUUGUCGAAAACACUUUUACUUCGCUUCCCGAGAUCGCACAAUGUCUGCUUGGUGGGCUUCUUGAUCCUUGCACGCCAUAUCUCCUGCCACGAUGGACUUUCAUCAAUCAGUUUGCUUCACUCGCCAAGGUUAAGCAUGUCGCGGCUAGUGAAUCAGCUCUCCAUUGCCGUGUGCUCCUACUUUCUGGUGCUGUAGACAACUUUGUUCCCCCACAGAUGAUGCGUCGGCUUGCUGAAGCAUUUUCAAAAGUCGUCGACGUAAGCAUAGUGUCUGAUGAACCAUCUGUCUCACUUGCUCCUUCCGCUACAAAUAGUACAGGUGAUACUUCUGAACAGAUUAAAGCGGCCAGUGGUUCAAAUGAAAUGGGUGAUCCGCAUGUGCCAAUCGGGAAUUCGAGUAAUCCAUCUUCAGCCGGAUCUGGAUCAAACUUGCAUUCGUCAACUGCAGCUCAAGGCCCCUCUUCAACUUCUGGCUCUUCGAAUUUUAAUCCAUCUCCAUCUGCAUCAUUUUCAAUCGGUGUUUGUCCAAACACUUUCGCUAAAUCUGGAGUUCAAGGCCUGAUUAGUUUCCCGACAGGAAGUCACAACGACACUUGGGCUUGUCCUGGUUGGUGCGAAGUUGUAGCUCGUUUCAUUACAAUAACUCUCCUCGACGCUAACGUUCCACCUGGAUUCAGUCAGUCAUUUAGCUGCGGGGAGGUCGGGGAGCCGUCUGGGGUUACUGGAAUUAACCAACAGAUACUUGAUCGUCAUUCCCCUUUGACUAGAGAUAAUGAGUUGCCGGUUUAA
Protopolystoma xenopodis is the source of this 1305-nucleotide messenger RNA. The record is from the annotation of a GenBank genome assembly. NCBI's taxonomy places the organism in Eukaryota, Metazoa, Platyhelminthes, Monogenea, Polystomatidea, Polystomatidae.